AAAUUAGGGUUUUGUUCUGCUCGAUUACUGAGGUUUUCUGCUCUCAAAAUAUCUGAUCAGUGCUAAGUGAUUUUCAAAUCAAAGUAUUUACUCAGGGCAGGACUACAUCAAUCAGAGAAAUCAUGUUUGCAGUUGAAAAUAUAUCUAUGGAAGUCGAACCGGCGAUCAACGAGUCGUCCUCGUCACUGUCGUCAUCUGGUAGUAGCUGCGGUCACUGGUAUGUUCGUUACGGAGUCUGCAUCGCCUGUAAAUCGAUGGUAAACAAACGCCAAGGCCGAGCAUUCGAUUAUCUCGUCCAAGGUUUGCAGCUAAGCCACGAAGCAGCUGCGUUCACGAAGCGCUUUACAACGGAAUUCUAUUGUCUCAACGAGAAGAAGCUUCAUCUUGUCCUUGACUUGGACCACACGCUUCUCCACUCUAUUAGGGUUUCACUUCUCUCCGAAACAGAGAAGUAUCUAAUCGAAGAAGCGUGUUCAACUACAAGGGAAGAUCUAUGGAAGUUGGACAUCGAUUACUUGACAAAGCUACGGCCUUUUGUUCACGAGUUUUUGAAGGAAGCCAACGAAAUGUUCACAAUGUAUGUUUAUACAAUGGGUACUAGAGUAUACGCCGAAUCCUUGUUGAAGCUGAUUGAUCCCAAGGGAAUCUAUUUUGGGGAUAGAGUGAUAACAAGAGACGAGAGUCCUUAUGUGAAGACGCUUGAUUUGGUUUUGGCUGAUGAGCGUGGGGUGGUCAUUGUGGAUGAUACGCGUGAUGUUUGGACCCAUCACAAGAGUAACCUAGUGGAGAUUAACGAGUACCACUAUUUCGGAGUCAAUGGCCCAGAAGAGUCAAAGUCUUACACGGAGGAGAAGAGAGACGAGAGUAAAAACAAUGGUGGAUUGGCCAAUGUUCUGAAAUUACUUAAAGAAGUUCACUAUGGAUUCUUCAGAGUCAAGGAAGAGCUAGAGUCACAAGACGUGAGGUUUCUGCUACAAGAAAUAGAUUUCAAACUUCUCACAAAAGACGCCUGAUUUGGUUUUGGCUGAUUGGCGUGGAGUGGUCACUGUGGUCUGUGGAUGAUAACGUGAUGUUUGGAUCAAUCACAAUUCACAAGUGUAACUUAGUGGAGAUUAGCAAGUUCAACUAUUUCAGAGUCAAUGGCCAACGAGAGUAAAAGUAUUACUCGGAGGAGAAGAGAGGUGGACUGGCCAAUGUGGAUUCUUCAGAGUCGAGGAAGAGUUAAGACUCACAGGACAUGAGUUUUCUGCUGAAAGAAAUAGACUUCAAAGUUGCAAAAGAAGAUCCAGUUGUUUCUGCUUCUGUCUUUUUAAAUGAGAUUCAUUAUGUAGAAACUUCAUUUUUAUUGUUUUCUGCAAGUAACAGGGUAUUAUUUCUGAAGGUUCAUGUAUUGAUGUUUAGUUUCUCUAAUAUAUGGUCAAUGCAAUG
Messenger RNA from Arabidopsis arenosa, 1428 nucleotides. The record is from the annotation of a GenBank genome assembly. NCBI's taxonomy places the organism in Eukaryota, Viridiplantae, Streptophyta, Magnoliopsida, Brassicales, Brassicaceae.